Molecule: messenger RNA, 799 nt
Organism: Colletes gigas
Lineage: Eukaryota; Metazoa; Arthropoda; Insecta; Hymenoptera; Colletidae
Exons: 5
Coding region: 143-799 (218 amino acids)
Source: RefSeq, a predicted model, not a curated record
GUUACAUUAUAGUGCACCUUUUAGAAAAAAGAAAAAAAUAAUUCGUUCUGUAUACAUAUAUAGAACAUUUAGAUUCUAUGACUGUAGAUCGUAAUUAAUAUUUAAUUACAAACAUCUCACAAAAAAAAAAUAAUUAAGAGUCAUGUUGCAAUUGGCUAUCCUUGGAACACUCUUUACCGUGUCAAUGGCACAAUUUCAAUCUACUGGAAGAAUUUUGGAACCACCAGUUCCUGCCCUGUGCGCGCAAAGAAUUAUUCACGAACGCUUUAAUGGUAAGGGUUACUAUUACUCGUGGGCUGAUCCAAGAACAAAUGGACAAGAGAUCGAUUGGUUGGCGGGAAGAAAUUUUUGUAGGCAAAGAUGCAUGGAUCUCGUCUCAUUGGAAACUUCGGCAGAAAAUGAGUUCAUCAAAAGCCGUAUUGUUCAAAAUAAGGUGAAAUACAUUUGGACAUCUGGUCGUCUUUGUGAUUUCAAAGGUUGCGAUAGACCCGAUCUUCAACCUCUUCAUGUUAAUGGCUGGUUCUGGACUGCCGAAUUACAGAAACUUGCGCCAACUACCGAUCGGUCUCAGAACGACUGGUCCGAAAGUGGCGGUAUUGGAAAACCUCAACCCGAUAAUCGUGAACCCAUUCAACAAGGAGGCGCCCCAGAGAACUGUUUAGCAGUGCUUAAUCAAUUUUAUAACGAUGGAGUAAACUGGCACGAUGUCGCUUGUCAUCAUAAAAAACCAUGGGUGUGUGAGGAGAAUGACUCUCUAUUAAAAUACGUUCACUUUACCAAUCCAAAUAUUCGUAUCUAA